Ophidiomyces ophidiicola is the source of this 2496-nucleotide messenger RNA. RefSeq lists its product as uncharacterized. The record is from RefSeq and is a predicted model, not a curated record. Gene Ontology annotation, molecular function: ATP hydrolysis activity; ATP binding; ATP-dependent DNA damage sensor activity. Gene Ontology annotation, biological process: mismatch repair. Gene Ontology annotation, cellular component: MutLalpha complex. Bases 1 to 2496 code for a protein of 831 amino acids. NCBI's taxonomy places the organism in Eukaryota, Fungi, Ascomycota, Eurotiomycetes, Onygenales, Onygenaceae. The transcript is spliced from 3 exons.
AUGCCAAUUACGCCACUCGAAGAAGCCACUGCCAGUGCCAUUGGCUCUACUUCUGCUGUUCCAGAUCCUUGUUCUGUUGUGAAGGAGCUCAUUGACAAUGCUUUGGACGCAAAAGCCAAAGCUGUUUACGUUGAAAUAUCUUCCAACACACUUGAUGUGAUCCAGGUUAAAGACAAUGGCUGCGGUAUUCCUCGGAGUGAUAUAACCCUCCUAUGCAAAAGGAAUUGUACCAGCAAGAUCCAGACGCUCGAUGACUUGAGAAAUCUCGGGGGUAACUCGCUAGGCUUCCGCGGACAGGCUCUAGCAAGUAUCGCGGAGAUGAGUGAUUGUGUUAUUAUCACUACUAGGGAGGCAUCAGAAUUGGCGGCCAUUUCACUCAAGUUUGGUCGGACCGGCCAACUGCUGAGGCAAGUGCUCGAGGCAACUGUCCCUCAGCCCAUUGGCACUUCUAUUCGAGUGUCUAAUUUUCUCAAAUAUUUCCCUGUUCGUCAAUCUGCAUUUUUAAAGUCCCCCUCAUCUACCCUGUCUAGAGUUAAAAAGAUGUUGCAACAAUAUGCAUUGUGCCGUCCCUAUAUUAGAUUUUCUCUCAAAAUCCUCAAACAAAGCUCUGUAUGGGUAUACGCCCCAAAUGAAAAACCGUCUCUUUUUGAUGCGAUUCUAAAAAUUUUUGGCGGUGAUGUUGCAGCUCAGUGUGUGUUUGUAGAAUCCGAUGUUGCAGACAGCUGUUCACCCAAUUACAACGGCACAUCUACUCUGUGCAGCAAGAUCCAGGCUAUUGUUCCGAAACCAGAUUCUAAUAUAUCCUCGCUUACGAACAAGGGUCAAUACGUAUAUGUCGAUGGCCGGCCAUUAUCUGGAUCAAAGGGCAUUCUGAAGGAUAUUUUGAAAUUGUUCAAGUCACAUACUCGUCGAGUGUUUCAACAAGCUUCUGUUUCUCAGACAGCUGGCGCUUUCAUAUAUCUUCAUAUUUCCUGCCCUCCUGGUACCUGUGACGUUAAUGUGGAUUCAUUGAAGGAUGAUGUGAUAUUUGAAGAUCCAGCCUUGAUAUUACGUCUCGCCGACACUCUAUUUCAAAGGGCAUAUGGUAAAGAAAAUUUUCCCGGUGAAGCCAGCAUAGACAUAUCCGACCGGUCAACACCUGCCCCAGGUUUACCAAAUUCCACUGAGAAUACACUAGCAAUUCCAGAGCCACUUACCCCUUUCACCAUAGAAGAUUCACCCGAAGUAUCACCCCAAGUAUUCUCUCAGCUACUGAGCGAUUGUCAGAAAGGAAAAAGGGCAGCAACCCAUUUGCCAUUGAAAUCUAGUCUAGGUCUGUGCACUGUACCGCACUCUAGGGAAGAUUGCAAUGUGAAUCCUUGGACAAUAGCAAAGCGAAAUUCCACUAUUAUAGACCCCAUACCUCACCUUCCAACACCUUCUAGGAGCGUAGGGCUCUCAAUUUUCCGUGGACGCAAUUACCUGGCAAAUACCCAUGUUACGGGACGAGCGACAAAUCCAGGCAAUUUUUCGCCAGUUGAAACGUCACCAACACCCGUAAGGAGGGCUACUACUCAGAUAACGGGCCAACAGGAGUAUCGACAAUCAAAAAUUAUAUCAACUACCCAUUAUCAAGAUGCACGCCCUGCUACUGCAAUACAACUCUUUUCUAUAUCUCAACCCGUCAGUCCAACAACCGCGUCCUUUCCGGAUAGGUUGCAAGAGGCUAGAGACGGGUCUUUUCCACUAGAUCUAGAAGGUCGAUUUGGUAAGGAUACUAUUAUCCUUGCUAGCCCUUCCUGCCCUGCUUUGCCAUCACCAGUCAAAGAACAGGUUUUGUCAGGGCCUUCUGGACAACCAUCGUCUGAGUUUGCGGAUGAGCCACGUACAUUGCAGCAAAAUACUUAUAGCAUACAGCCAUUCCCGUUGAACGAAUCCCUGAGCUUUGAGCGGCGUAAAAAGGAGAUUCUUCAAUCUCGACGGAAUAAAUUAAAACAGCAAAGCACCCAUAUCACGGAAAAUAAACAAAAACGCUCAUUAAGCCCCAAUGGGCUACGAGCUAGAAACAACGUCCUUAACUUUUCUCCCAGCGGGCAACUGUCGGUAAAACCUAUAUUCCCUUACCCACAGAGAAUAAGCCAUCCACUGCUUGUUGUUGAACAAGAAGUGCCCAAUGAAGUGCCAUUGCCCGUCAAACAUAUUUCGGCAUCAUUAUUACAAAGCCACUCUGCUAAACAAACACAGAUGUCCCCGAUCAGUCAAAUAAUUGAUAAUCGAAUGCCGCUGGAGGGCAUUUCAAAUCAACCAACUAUUCACCAUUUAGCAUUGAUGGGUAGUGGUAGUGUUGAUUUUUGGGCAUCAGUAUCGCGAGUUUUGCAAGUUGAUACAUACGUGCAAGCUGGUAGCAUCUGCUCAAGCUUUUUAACCACCUCUACUCCAACCGAUACUGUGAGGCAGUGGAAUGAAAAAGCAAUGAGCUUAAUCGAAAAUCGCCUCUCUCGAUAUCGCUCCCCCUGA